AUGGAUAAGCAGUUGGCAGAUAUUUUUAAUAAGAACCAUCUGGCGGAUUAUUCUAUGAGUUUAGUUGCCUCUUAGCACUUGCCAAUUUAUGGAGGAACACAUACACUUAUUGUAAUGAUUGUUGAAUCUGCUAAUCUGUUUCCAAGUACAAUUUCUAUGGACGUAAAUUGGUACAAAUCAAAAAUUAAUCUAUCAACAAACUUCAAUUUAUACUAUAAGCAAGUCUUAAAGCAAAUUGGUAAUAGUCACCUCAUAAUUGGAUAAGCAUAUGUUGAUUAAUCUAAAAAGCCCACCUAUGGAGUAAUUUUUAGAAGUAGUCCUAAAGCUGGUUGUGUUGUUUAUAAUGAUCUAACUAAAAUUAGUUAAUUUGGCGUCCCUUCUGUAUAAAUGCAUCGAAUAACUUAAAGUGGAGAGAUAUAAACUGAAAAUGAUGCUUCAUAAUGUUGGCAUGAUUUAAUCUACAAAAAUGCAAGUGAAAUAUCUAUCAACCUAACAGAUAUUAGACAUCUUUAGAAAAUGCCUCUUUCAGAUUCUAGUAAUUGCGACAAUAUGAUUGGUAGGCCAACUAUUGAUUAUUCUAAAGAGAAAAAUGACCCCUAUCGAGGAGGACUUUGCAUGAUAGGUUAUCCAUGCAAGAUAGAAAUAGGGAAAUACUCAAUUUAGAAAUGCUCAGAUGUAGCAUCAUUAUAAUUAACAAUGUCCGAUUAAGUCUAAGAUUUAAAACAAUUUACUUAAAAUACUAUUAUCUUCCUUGACGAUGACAUUGCUUUUACUUUUAACCUAACUUUAACAUCUGAUGUUGCUUCUGGCGAGAUAUAACUAGGUUAUCAUUUAAUUACUCUGAGAGCUGAAUUAUAUUUCUAAGACAACUAAUUUCUUUAUACAUACUGA
Stylonychia lemnae is the source of this 891-nucleotide messenger RNA. The record is from the annotation of a GenBank genome assembly. Lineage: Eukaryota; Ciliophora; Spirotrichea; Sporadotrichida; Oxytrichidae.